CAAUUAUAGUUAUUGUGCAUCAUAAAUAUAAUCUUGGUACUUAUAGGUAUUCAGUAUUUUGAUAACACUGCACUAUAAAACAGAAUAAAUUUUGGAAGUAGUCAUCAUUUUGAUCAGAUUCUAAAUCGCAUAAAAAAUGAAAUUCCUCGUCGCCUUCGUUGCCGUCCUCGCCGUGACCGUGGCCAGCCCUCUGGGCAAGCCCAUCAACGCUGACGACGCUCAAGUGGCCGCCAUCAUCGCUGCCAUCCAGAGCCCCAGCACCGACCCCGCCACCGCCGCCCUUCUCCAACAACAACUGCUCGAAAUCAUCUCCGCCACCAGCCCCGUCGCUGUCGGCCCCGUCAUCGUCGACCAACCCACCCCCAUCGCCGUCGGGCCCGCCAUCGUCGAACAGCCAUCCCCUGUCGCUGUUGGCCCCGCCAUCGUGCCUUCCCCCAUCGCUGUUGGACCCGCCAUCGUCGACUUCCCCGUUGCACCUUCCCCCGUCGUUUUGCCCAGCCCCGUCGUUGUGCCCAGCCCCGUCGCCGUCAUCGACAACCCCUCUGCCGUCCCCGAGUCCAGCGCCGCCCUCGUUCAGAUCAUCCUGAACAUCAACCAAGCCGCGUCUGCCCCUGUGCCCCCUGCGGUUGUCGAAUCCCCCAUCGCUGUCGACCCCGUCGUCAUUGUUGACCAUGCUCCCAUUGACCCCUCCCCCGUGAUCGUGGCCCCCGUGCCCGUUGACCCCGUCAUUGUCGCCCCCGUGCCCGUUGACCCCGUGAUCGUCGCCCCUGGCCCCGUCGCCCCCGUGGAGCCCGUCCUCGUGGGAACCCCCAUUAUCCCCGAGCCAGUCAUCGUGCCUGAGCCCGUCGUGGUGGGAACCCCUGUGAUCCCCACCCCCGUGAUCACCCUCCCCGAGACCCUCAACUAAGGUCUUAAUUAGGAGUAUAUAGACACCAGCAGUAUAAAAAACCACAUUUGAAAGACACCAGGGCACUCUAACAGGACGUUGAGCUUUCUGGAUUUGUUAGACCCGAAGAUACACAUAUAUAUUGUGUCUAUUAACACGUCUAGAAUAACUACAAUAAAUUAAGUACAAUACAUA
Amyelois transitella is the source of this 1081-nucleotide messenger RNA. RefSeq lists its product as uncharacterized. The record is from RefSeq and is a predicted model, not a curated record. The transcript is spliced from 2 exons. NCBI's taxonomy places the organism in Eukaryota, Metazoa, Arthropoda, Insecta, Lepidoptera, Pyralidae. The coding region runs from base 137 to 907 and encodes 256 amino acids.